GGCGAGGCGCGGGACGCAUCCAUGUUCCCGGCGAGCACGCCCCACCCGUGCCCGCAUCCUUAUCCGCCGGCCGCCAAAGCCGGGGAUGGCUGGAGGUUCGGAGCCAGGGGCUGCCGACCCGCGCCCCCCUCCUUCCUCCCCGGCUACAGACAGCUCAUGGCCGCGGAGUACUUCGACAGCUAUCAGCGCGCACAGCUCAUGGCCCUGCUGUCGCGGAUGGGUCCCCGGUCCGUCAGCAGCCGCGACGCUGCGGUGCAGGUGAACCCGCGACGCGACGCCUCGGUGCAGUGUUCGCUCGGGCGCCGCACGCUGCAGCCUGCACGGCGCCGAGCCAGCCCCGACGCCCGGCCAGCUUCCUGCCAACCCCGUAGCCCCGCCGGCGCCGGGAGACCCCGGCGAUCCUGGCGGACCGUCGCCCUGUACUCGCCCGUGACCUUCUGUGGCCUCUCCUCCUCGCUGGAGGUUGUGGGAGACAGGCAGACACCCACGAAGGGAGAGGGGAGCCCGGCAUCCGCGGGGACCCGGGAACCAGAGCCGAGAGAGGUGGCGGUAAGGAAAGCGGUCCCCCAGUCCCGAAGCGAGGAGGGCGACGUCCAGGCUGAAGGGCAGGCCGGGUGGGAGCAGCAGCCACCGCGAGAGGACCGGGACAGUGUGGCGGCGAUGCUGUCUGAGCCUGGGAGUGAGGAGCCAUGUCCUGCCGCAGAGAUGGCUCAGGACCCCGGUGACUCGGCUGCUCCUCCUCGAGACCGGGCCUCCCCGCAGAGCACCGAACAGGACAAGGAGCGCCUGCGUUUCCAGUUCUUAGAACAGAAGUAUGGCUACUACCACUGCAAGGACUGCAACAUCCGGUGGGAGAGCGCCUAUGUGUGGUGUGUGCAGGGCACUAGCAAGGUGUACUUCAAACAGUUCUGCCGAGUGUGUGAGAAAUCCUACAACCCUUACCGAGUGGAGGAUAUCACCUGCCAAAGUUGUAAAAGAACUAGAUGUGCCUGCCCAGUCAGACUUCGCCACGUGGACCCUAAACGUCCCCAUCGGCAAGACUUGUGUGGGAGAUGCAAGGACAAACGCCUGUCCUGCGACAGCACCUUCAGCUUCAAAUAUAUCAUUUAGUGAGAGUCAAAAAAUGUUUCUGCUAGAUGGGGCUAAUGGAGAGGACAUGUGAGCUUUCUCCCAUGCCCCUCCCCUUUUCACCUCUCCCUUUUCAAAAUUCUUCAUGAAAGACAGUGUACUUGGAUAUAAAGCCUGUGAAUAAAAGGUUGCAAACAA
This is a messenger RNA of Mus pahari (shrew mouse), 1266 nucleotides long. It is a transcript of the gene Zar1, whose product is annotated as zygote arrest 1. The record is from RefSeq and is a predicted model, not a curated record. Lineage: Eukaryota; Metazoa; Chordata; Mammalia; Rodentia; Muridae. The transcript has 4 exons. Gene Ontology annotation, biological process: translation. Gene Ontology annotation, cellular component: cytoplasm. The coding region runs from base 22 to 1110 and encodes 362 amino acids. Gene Ontology annotation, molecular function: mRNA base-pairing post-transcriptional repressor activity.